CAUGCCCGCGUGAAGACAGUAGAACACUAAUUAUCUUCAUUAAUAUUCCAAGACAGAGCUUCCCCGGCCCACGUGGAGACAGUAGAAGACUAAAUUAUCUUUCAUUAAUAUUCCAAAGACACAGCAGCCCAACCCAAGAAGCACAAAAAACACAGACCAAUCAGAAGCACAAAAUGGAGGUUGUUGCGGAGACCGUUAAAGUGAUCGUUGAAAAAGUUGUGGGCUACGCAAUUGGAGCUGUAGCACGUCAGAUGGGUUAUCUGAUUCACUUCAAGAGAAAUGUUGACAAACUCAGGGACGAAGUUGUUGAUCUCGAAGAUGAGAGAAAGGGUGUGAAACAAAAGGUUGAUGAUGCUGAAGACAAUUUAGAAGAAAUUGAAGCUAAAGUCCUGACGUGGCUGGAACGUGUUGAAACGAUCACUGAAGAGGCACAAGAAUUCUUUAAAGAGGAAGACCAAGCAAAGUUGAAGUGUUUAAAUUUGAAGGCCCGUUAUCAGCUUGGCAAAAGAGCACACAAGAUGGGAUUGGCCGUCAUGGAAAUCAAGGACAAGGGCACGUUCCAGACUGUUGGCCAUCGUGUCCCUAUACAAGGAGGUACUACAAUUUCUACCAAAGGUUAUGAAGACUUUGAAUCAAGAAAGUCAACUUUGAAUGGAAUUAUGAGGGCUCUGAAAGAUGAUUCUAUCCGUGCCAUUGGCGUCUAUGGGAUGGGCGGCGUGGGCAAAACCAUGCUUGUUGGAAAAAUUGCUACACAAGCCAAAGAAGACGAUUUAUUUGAAAAGAUUGUUAAAGUAGUUGUAUCCCAAACGCCUGACUUGGAAAAGAUUCAGAAAGACAUUGCAAAAGAAUUGGGUCUGAGUUUUCAAGAUGAGACCGAUUCUCAAAAAGCAGAUUUGCUAUGUAAGCGGCUGAAGAAAGAGAAGAUACUUUUAAUUAUAGAUGAUAUUUGGAACAAGAUUGACUUGGAGUCUCGUGGCAUUUCUUUUGGGGAUGAUCAAAAAGGAAGCAAACUAUUGCUAACGUCUAGAUCUGAAGAUGUAUUAGGCGAGUACACGGAUCCUCAAGGGAUAUUCCAAGUUGAAGCUUUAUCAACCAAUGAAGCUGAAUUCUUGUUUGUAAAGAUAGUGGGCAAUAUUUCUGAAACCUCGGAUUCUCGAUCUACCGUGGCUGAGGUUGUCAAAGAAUGUGCAGGCUUACCGAUUGCCAUUACAACAGUUGCAAAUGCAUUGAAAAGUCGAAAGGACCUUGGAGUUUGGAAUGAUGCCGUGGGACAAUUAAAAAGGGCAAAUCCAACACAGAUCAAAGGCAUGGUGAAGGGGGUAUACUCAAGUAUAAAGUUGAGUUACGAUUUUUUAACUAAGGAAGCGCAAUCUUUGUUCUUGUUCUGCAGUAUAUUUGAAGAAGAUGUGGUCAUAGAAAUAGAUCUGUUAUGGAGAUAUUUGGCGGGUUUGGAAUUCUUUGAAGAUGUUUAUAAAAUGGAAGAAGUGAGAAAUAGGGUCCACACAUUGGUCAAUAGUCUAAAAGAUUCUUGCUUGUUGUUGGAAGGUAAUGAAAGUGGUACAUUUAAAAUGCAUGACGUCAUUCGUGAUGUUGCCAUUUAUAUUGCAGACAAAGAUAAGGAGAUGUUAACCAUAAGAAGUUCAGAUGAUUUGAAAAAUUGGUCAUAUAUGAAAAAAUUGAAAGAUUCUUUUGGAAUCGCACUUUUUGAUGUUGACUUUAAGGAGCUUCCUGAAAGGUUCGGAUGUCCACAAGGACCACAAGCUAAGUUCAUUUUUUUGGGUAAUAAAAGACUUUUUCGGCAACCAAUUCCUAAUAACGUUUUUGAAGGAAUGAAAGAGCUUAGAGUUUUAGUUUUGAGGCACGCAAGUCUUCCGCAUCUUUCAUCAAUUUCAUGCCUUCACAACCUCCAAAGUUUAAUUUUGGAUGAUUGUGGGUUGGAAGACGUGGCUUUCAUUGGAGAAUUGAAGAAUUUGAGAGCUCUUUUCAUAUCAAGUUCAAUCAUAAAGCGGCUACCCAUGGAAAUAAGGCAAUUGACUAGCCUUCAAUUGCUGAAUUUGAGCGAUUGCUCCCUUGAAUUCGUUCCAUUCAAUGUACUUUCAAAAUUGAGAAGGUUAGAAGAACUGUAUAUGAAUACUAGCUUCUAUCAAUGGGAUGUUGAUGGAGAAAUCACAGAAAGAGACAAUCCUAUGGUCCCAAAAGCCUUCCUUUUUGAGAACUUGAAAAGUUAUGAAAUAUUAAUAGGCAAGUAUGAGGAUGAGGAUGAGGAUGAGGAUGAGGAGGAUGAGGAUGAGGAUGAGGAUGAGGAUUUCAAUUGGGAUUUCAAUUGGGAUUUGGAUUGGGAUUUGGAUUGGGAUGGUUAUUGGGAUAGUGAUAAUGACAACUAUGAGUUUGAAUCCUCAAGAACGUUGAAACUUCGACUUGAUAGACGCUUGCAAAUAGAGGAUGGAAUAAGAGUUUUAUGGAAAAGCUGUGAAUAUCUUGAUCUGGCUCCUUGCAAGGGUAUUAAAAAUAUUAUUUACGAAGCUGACGAGGAAGUUUUUCCACAAUUGAAGUGUCUCUAUGUUCAAAACAGCACUGAGAUUCAAUACAUCGUUAACUUCAUGGAGUUUCAAUGCGUUGCAUUUCCCGUUUUACAGUUACUUUCUCUAGACAAUAUGAAAAUUCUAGAAGAGAUAUGCCAUGACCAAGUUACAAAGGGGUCUUUCCUUAGCUUGAAGAAGUUAAGAGUGAGCAAAUGUGAAAAGUUGACAUUUGUCUCCUCCUUAACUAUGUUUGGAUGCUUUUCGCAACUUCAAGAAAUAGUGAUUAAGGAUUGCAAGGUAAUGCGUGCAAUUUUUUCAAAGGAAGGAACACACGAAAUACAAGUCAACCACAACACGAAUAUAAUUGACUUCACUCAAUUGCGUGUUUUGUAUCUACGAAACUUACCAAAUUUGGUGGGUUUCCAUCCUGAUGCUGAUUCUCUGUUGCUUUUCAAUGAAAAGGUUGCAUUUUCUAACUUGGAGGAAAUAUACAUCAAAGGCAUAGAUAACCUGAAGAUGUUGUGGCACAAUCAUCAACUCAUUUCAGAUUCCUUUUGCAAAAUAAAAAAGUUGCAUGUUGGUAGUUGUAAAAAUCUAAUCAACAUUUUUCCUCCUAAUAUGUUGAGAAGACUCCAGAAUCUUGAAGAAUUAAAGAUAGAGGAUUGCAAUUCGGUAGAAGAGGUAUUUGAGGCUAGUGGGAAAAAUGUUGAUGAAAUAUAUGAUAAGGGAUCCACUCAAUUGAGAUACCUGUUUUUAAAAAAUUUACCGAAACUUAAGCAUGUAUGGGCUUCAGAUCCUGAAGAAAUUUUAACAUUUCAAAAUCUACGUCAAGUUAAAGUUUCUAAAUGUGAAACUCUGGAAAGUCUUUUUCCAAUCUCAGUGGCCAAAAGUCUUGAACAACUUAAGAGUCUAAGUAUAAAUGAUUGUGAAUUAAUGGAGGAAAUUGUUGCUUUUAAAGAAGGAUUGGAAUCAACGACUAAGUUUGUGUUCCCACGAAUAACCUCUCUAAGUCUUCAAUUGCUGCUUGAACUCAAGUGUUUCUAUCCCGGAAAGCACACUUUAGAGUGGCCAUCAUUGGAAAUUUUGACAAUAUUUGAAUGCGACAAAGUGAAGAUUGCUGCUUUGAAUGGAUUAAGCUUCUCAAAUACAGAUGGGUUGGGCUCGGGCCAUCAUGUUCCAGUUCAGCAAGCCCUCUUUCUUAUUGAAAAGGAUACAUUCCCUAACUUGAAAAAAUUGUAUUUGGAUUGGAAUGAAACCAUGAAUCAGACAAUUGGUCAACAUUUUGUAGAGUUCUUUUGCAAACUAGAAGUUCUCGUAUUGUACGGCAAAGAUGAUAAAUUGAUAGCAGGCCCUUCGGUAUUUGUUGAAGGAUUACACAAUCUUGAGUAUCUUUCCGUCAGGAAUCUUUUCUUCGAUAACGAAGGACAUUAUGCUGGGACGUUUGAACGUUUGACAGAGUUGAAUCUAUAUAAAAUGCCCAAGUUGGUGCUUUUGUGGAAGGAAAACUCUGAACGAGGUAGGGCACUUCAAAAUUUGGAGACUCUGAGAGUAUCAGAAUGCGGCAGAUUAAAAAGUUUAGUGCCAUCCUCAAUGCAUUUCCGAAAUUUAAACUUUUUGACAAUAUCGAAAUGUCAUGGGUUGAUUAGUUUAGCAACUUCCUCAACAGUCAAAAGUUUGGUCCAACUCAAACGAUUGAAUUUAUCUGAAUGCAAAAGAAUGAGAGAAAUAAUCACAAACGAGGGAGAAGGUGAAGCAGGAGAUGAGAUUUGUUUCAAUCAAUUGAAUUAUUUGUGGCUUGAUGAUUUACCCAGUCUGAGAAGCUUCCACUUGGGCAAUCGCACCAUCAAAUUCCCAUCACUGGAAAAUCUACUUGUGACCAGAUGCCCGGAAAUGAAGAUCUUCUCUAAUGGAGUCCUAAGCAUGCCGAAGCUAAAGAAAGUUGGACUGGACGAAAACGAACGGUGGCCAAUGCCAAGAGGACUGUUACCAGAGGAAGAUGUGAAUAGCGCCAUAAAAAUAUUUUGGGAGAAAAACUAUGAUCCAUGCGUGCAACAACUAUUCACUGAGAAGGCUCGACGUUGGAAAAGGAAAAGACGUCAAUCAUGAGAGAUGUUCUAGAUCGAACCUUCAGCUGCAAUGAAUCAAAUAUCUUGGUUCGGUAGAAAGGAAGGCUUAUGAAGUUGUGGUUCAAGAUGGGAAACUUAUCUUCAACCAUAGUGGUGAAUUCCUUCACACAGUAGAAGGACUUGAAAAUGCAAAGUGGAUCUUUGUCCUUAGUCAAAACUUCUUCUUUUUUGUUGAAGGGGUUCUUAAAAGUAGAAGUUUUCAAAUCAAUGAUUCUAUCAAAAGUUCAUUCUCUUGGGCAUAUAAGCUGCACUUUUGGGAGAUCUAGGGUACCAUGGAAAAGAAAGAACACUGCCAGGGGCCUGAAAACAACUUUAUGUUGCUCUUUGGGACCAUGAUUUAACUUUUCCUUGAGGUUUAAAAUGAGAUUAUAUCAUACAAAGAUACAACUGUAUACAGUAAUGAAGAUCUCCAACCAUGAGAAGUGGAAGCAUAUAAGCAUAAACAAAUUAUUUUUGUAUUUAUUUGUAUGUAAGUUUUUGAUGUUAUAUUAUUGCGAUUUUA
Molecule: messenger RNA, 5150 nt
Organism: Quercus lobata
Lineage: Eukaryota; Viridiplantae; Streptophyta; Magnoliopsida; Fagales; Fagaceae
Product: disease resistance protein At4g27190-like
Exons: 8
Coding region: 174-4628 (1484 amino acids)
Molecular function (GO): ADP binding
Source: RefSeq, a predicted model, not a curated record